CUUCCAGGAAGAGAGACGGCGGUCUACCUGACUGUCGCCGUGGAGUUCGUUUCGCGUUGUUGUGUGGUGGCAGGAAGCCAUGAGGGUGCUGAUAUUACUGACUGCCGUGGUUGGGGCUCUGUCUCAAGGCACCCUGCCUCCAUCCUUAACCUGUGUCAUCGAGGGCGACAAGCUAUCCCAAGAUGCACUACAAUUUAUCAACGACGAUCAUCCCCACGGAUACAAGUACCAGCUCAACAAGACCCGGUCCAGCAACCUUGAAAAGGAUGACUCUGGUUGUGAGUACCACCUUGAACUGGAUUUGGAGGAAACCAAGUGCCACGUCAUUGAUCCCAAACCGCUUGACCAGUGCAAGCUCCGAGAGCAGGAGGAAAUGAAAGUGAGGGCAAAUUGCAACGUGACCCUGUCUGUCACUGACGGGAAGACAAGACUAAAGAAGUAUUCAUGCAACUGUGCACCAGAUUCGGCAGAGGAUUUAGUGGCCAUGUGCCCCGACUGUCCCACUCUGCUCUCCCUAAAUGACUCCCAGGGCCUGAAGAGCAUCACGCAGGCCCUGCAGAAGUUCAACCAGGAGUCCAACGACACCGCCCUCUUUAAACUGAUGGAGGUCGGCAGGAUCUCCACGCAGUACAUGAUGUUGGGGCAGUCGUUCUUCGCCGAGUUCGCCAUAGUGGAAACGGGCUGCACACGAGGGGCGGAAGCCUGCCUGCUCCUGUGUCACAGCAACGCUCGGCAUGGCUUCUGCAGCUCCACAGUCCUGGGAAAUGACGAAGUCAGUGUGGACUGUGAGAUCUAUGAUACGCAGAACAAGACGGGCUUAGGGCACCAUCAUCAUCAUCAUCAUCAUCAUCAUCAUCAUCACCCUGGUGGUCCCUGCGGUCAUCCGUUCAUGCCUGGGCAGCACACCCGCCCGGCUUUCCCACCCCCUCGCCCCCCCCAUCAUCCGGGCCGGCCUGGGGGGCAUGCACACCCCACUGGCCCACCCUUUCACCGCCCCCAUCUUCCGGGCCGGCCUGGGCAGCACGGACUCGCCGGCCUACCCUUUGACCACCCCCAUCACAGGCAUCCCCCCCUUUUCCUCCAUCUCUUCCCUCGGUGCUCCGGCCAGCUCCAAAUGCACCCCUCCAUCUACCCCAUCUGCCCUCCGCCCCCAUUGGACCCCUCAAGUGACUCUACUAUUCACCGCCCAGGAGGGCCCCCAUUCUAAUGCCUGACUCUGGGUUCAAGGGGUUGUGGUCAAUCUCAGUUUUGUCCAUUAUUUCUUUUUCAGUGAUAUCAGGAUGUAUUUCUUUAGAUAGGUAGAGGUGUCCACAAGCAUCCUGGUUUUAGUAUGUAAAAUGCCCACAAAUUGUUCGCAAAGAGCGGUGAGUCCCUUACCCUGUCCCCAGAGCACAAUUCACCGUCCUGUUUUGUCAUCCGAUAAUUAUGCAAAAACAUGUCACUCGAAAUCUCCAGGACGACAAGAAAGGCUCAAAACCAUGAAAAAAUAUGCAUGUUGACCUUUAACACUGUGUUGGCUGCAACCAUUUUGUUUGCACAAAAGAAGUCAAUAGAACCACCAACUAACUGUCUAUAUAAACAAAGCUUCCAUAUAACCUCAUCGCUCACAACCUGAAAAUUCAUGACAAUAAUGUUAUAAAAUAAAGUUAUGUGAAAACUUUG
Molecule: messenger RNA, 1662 nt
Organism: Conger conger (European conger)
Lineage: Eukaryota; Metazoa; Chordata; Actinopteri; Anguilliformes; Congridae
Gene: ahsgb
Product: alpha-2-HS-glycoprotein 1
Exons: 7
Coding region: 80-1207 (375 amino acids)
Biological process (GO): negative regulation of endopeptidase activity
Cellular component (GO): blood microparticle; extracellular matrix; extracellular region
Molecular function (GO): cysteine-type endopeptidase inhibitor activity
Source: RefSeq, a predicted model, not a curated record